Lasiodiplodia theobromae is the source of this 1062-nucleotide messenger RNA. Its product is annotated as Conserved membrane. NCBI's taxonomy places the organism in Eukaryota, Fungi, Ascomycota, Dothideomycetes, Botryosphaeriales, Botryosphaeriaceae. The coding region runs from base 1 to 1062 and encodes 353 amino acids. The transcript has a single exon. Gene Ontology annotation, cellular component: endoplasmic reticulum; Dsc E3 ubiquitin ligase complex. The record is from RefSeq and is a predicted model, not a curated record. Gene Ontology annotation, biological process: protein processing.
AUGGCAGACUCACCACCUCCGCAAGUCCUUCUAAUCAUCCGCUUCACAGCCUCGAUUCCGGAUCUACCGCUCCCCAUCUCUACACCCAAGACGACCACAACCCUCUCCCUCAAGCAACUCAUCCGCAAGCACAUCCCUGCCGCUCACGCAACCUCCCGCCUCCGCCUCAUCCACGCCGGCAAGGUCCUCGCCGACACCGCACCGCUCACGACAAGCCUUAGCCUACCACCACCGCCGCCCCCUCGCGCCAAACCGCCCCCAAGCAACGAUGAUGUCAAAGGAAAGGGCAAGGAGCGCGCAACGCAGGACGAUGACAGCGCACCGGAGCCGCGCAAGGUCUACAUACACUGCUCGAUCGGCGACACCCUGACGCCGUCCGCCCUCACGGCCGAAGCCACCGCCGCCGCCGAGGCCGAGGCCGCGCUCGAAGCCGCGUUCAGCAGCGGUGGUGGUGGUGGCACCCGCACGGCAGCAACAUUACUCCCUGGGAGUGGUGGAGGAGCUUCCAGCUCGAGCAGCGUCGGUGCUUCCGCCGCUCAGCCAGGCGAGCCGGGCAUCAUCUCGUCGUCUUCGGCGGCGACGGCGACAGCUUCAACGGACGCCGCCCCGCGCGGCUUCGACCGCCUGCUCAACACGGGCUUCACGCCGGCCGAGGUGCAGCAGCUGCGCUCGCAGUUCCGCGCGAACCUGUCGUUCACGCACACGCCCGACACGAUGCCGUCGCCCGAGGAAAUCAGGGUCAUGGAGGACCGGUGGCUGGACAACGACAGUGGCGGCGGAGGCAGCGGUAGGCCCGGCGGCACCGUGACGGAUGGCGCUACUGGAGGCGAGGGCGGCGACGCUGGCGGCGGCGGCGGCGGCGGCUGGGGCACCGCGACGUGGUCGGAUAAUGGCGGGCUGGAUGAUAUGCUGUACGGAAAUGUGGUCGGCUUCUUUUGGCCGCUCGGGGCGCUGGGAUGGGGCUUUAGGGAGGAGGGCGUGUGGAGUCGGAGGCGGCAGAUUGCGGUGUUGACGGGGUUUUUGUUGAAUAUUAUAUUCGGCUUCUUGAAGCUGUCAGGGUGA